CGCCAACAAACAAACUGCUUCUGACACUGAGCAGGAGCACUUUCACGAGACCAGUCUUCAUUAUUCGCCCUAAAUUUGCAGGAUUCAAGAGGAGACCCCUGCGUAAAAACGCGGCAUGAGGAGCCUCUGACAGGUUUUUCCUAAAGAUGUCUGUGUCCUACAGUCAGGAGGUCAUGGAGCACAUUCCGUUUGUUGGGCCGCUGGCGCUGCACGGCAUCCCCGUGGAUGAGAGCAGCGCGUGUUAUAAAGACCCGCUGCGGAUCGGACUGCCUUUCCACCUGGACGCUUCAUACCUGGAUCCCGUUCACCAGAGGCUCCCUUACAGACGGUUUUCCUAUUUCCCCUUCCCGGUGUGCGAUUACUCCUUCGAGCCGGCGUUCAUCCGCAAACGGAACGAGAGGGAGCGGCACCGGGUGCGCUGCGUAAACGAGGGUUACGCGCGCCUCAGAGAGCAUCUCCCGCAGGAAUUCGAGGACAAGCGGCUCAGCAAAGUGGAGACGCUGCGAGCGGCCAUAGACUAUAUCAAACACCUACAGAGCUUGCUGGAUUUAAACGUCCCCGGCGGAAGGAAUAUGUCGAUUGGGGACGCGCGUAACCAUCGGAGGACGGAGUGCAACAGUGAUGGCGAGUCCAAAACCAGCCUCAGCGACAACUGCGACUCUGUUUACUGACUCAACUCUCUCUCUGCUGCACCAGGGGCAAAAUGGGAAAGAAGUAACGAUUGUUAUAGACAAUCUUGUGGAUGUGCCAAUCAUAAAAUAUGCAUUAAAUACCAAUAACACAUUUUUCCCCACUGUCUGCGUUCAUUCCAUGUUUGUUUGAUACUAUAGUGCGUAAAGCAAGCAUCCGCUCAAAAACAGAUAAUUUGAGAGGAUGAUUAACAAAAAGAUGUAUUUCAUUUCUGUUUCUGUGGAAAUAAGUUACAAAUUUAGAGUUCUAAUUUUUCCAAGUUACUCAAAGUGACGUGAGUAAUGAAGAUUUUAUUGUUUUGUAAUAUUUUGCAAUUUUUAUGGAGGCAAUUUAUACAAGCAUCUGUGAAGACCAACUAUAAUAAAGCCAUUUUUGCCA
Molecule: messenger RNA, 1068 nt
Organism: Salarias fasciatus (jewelled blenny)
Lineage: Eukaryota; Metazoa; Chordata; Actinopteri; Blenniiformes; Blenniidae
Product: achaete-scute homolog 4-like
Exons: 2
Coding region: 147-671 (174 amino acids)
Biological process (GO): developmental process; regulation of transcription by RNA polymerase II
Molecular function (GO): DNA-binding transcription factor activity, RNA polymerase II-specific; protein dimerization activity; RNA polymerase II transcription regulatory region sequence-specific DNA binding
Source: RefSeq, a predicted model, not a curated record